Messenger RNA from Manihot esculenta (cassava), 2856 nucleotides. RefSeq names its product protein STRUBBELIG-RECEPTOR FAMILY 3. The transcript has 16 exons. Gene Ontology annotation, biological process: protein phosphorylation. Bases 333 to 2588 code for a protein of 751 amino acids. The record is from RefSeq and is a predicted model, not a curated record. NCBI's taxonomy places the organism in Eukaryota, Viridiplantae, Streptophyta, Magnoliopsida, Malpighiales, Euphorbiaceae. Gene Ontology annotation, molecular function: protein binding; protein kinase activity; ATP binding.
GCCCAAUUCAUUCUUUUAAGAGUAUAAGCACCUUUGCUUUCAAUCAUGCCGUUGCCUUUGCCUCUGCCUCUGUUUUCUCUUUACUCUGUUUAGACACAACACAGAAAAUCAGUGUUCUCUGUUUACACAGCCUUUAUAAUUCCUUCCUCGAACACCCACUCUCUGUCUCUGCUUCUGUAACUUCUGCUUUUAAAGCUGAGAUUUUUAAGACUCUAUCACAGAUUACUACGCAUCGUUUCCAAUUCAAUUCCACCUUUUCACUUUCCCUUUUCAUCCCUCUCUCUAUCUCUCAAGAUUUCAAGUUUGGAUUUUUUUUUGUUGGUGUUUUAAAAAUGGGCUGUACAAAGUGGGGAAUGUUUUCUGGGCUGGUGGUGGUGGUGGUGGUGGUGGUGGCUUGCAUGGUUUCGUUUGGUGUUGCUCUCACUGACCCUCGUGAUGUUGCUGCGAUGAAUAGCUUGUUCCUUUCUUUGAACUUCCCACCAUUGCUUGGAUGGGUUCCUGUAGGAGGAGACCCUUGUGGAGAGGAAUGGCAAGGUGUCAGCUGUGUAUUCUUUAACAUAACCGCACUGAAACUAAAUGGCAUGAAUUUAGGAGGAGCCUUGGACGAUGAACUGGCGCUAUUUGAAUCUAUCAUAGAAAUAGAUCUGAGUAACAAUCAUAUUGGAGGGAAUAUUCCAUCCAACUUACCCCUUACCUUGAGGAGCUUCUCUCUUGCUGGUAAUCAGUUCAAUGGAAGCAUCCCAGAUACCCUCUCCUCUUUAACUCUGUUGUCAUACUUGUCAUUAAACAAUAAUCAUCUAAAUGGAGGAAUACCAGAUGCCUUUCAACAGAUGACAAGCUUGACACAUUUGGAUUUGUCAGGUAACAAUUUGAGUGGUCAGCUGCCUCCAUCGCUGGGAAAUUUGUCAUCUCUUAGUUCACUGCAUUUGCGGAAUAAUAAACUUAUAGGGGUACUUGAUGUCUUACAGGAUCUUCCCCUUCAGGAUCUGAAUGUGGAGAACAAUCUGUUUUCAGGGCCUAUACCUGCAAAGCUACUGAGUAUUCCAAAUUUCAGGAAAGAUGGUAACCCAUUCAAUACAACCAUAAUUCCUCCUCCUCCACUUGCGCUCCCUCCAUCUCCAGCCAUGCCACCAUCUUCUGCACAGACACCUGAGAAGAAAGGACGUGGUCCACCUGCCUCAGAGACGCUAAAGGCCGAAAGUUCAAGGCCUCUUUUUACAACUAAUAGAGCCAUCUUGAUUGGUCUUUCUGUGGUGGCAGUAGUUAUCAUAUUAGGAGUGUGUGUGUUAAUGUCGACCUGCUUUAGAAGAAGGCAAGUGAAGGAAGAUGCUGAAAGGCAAGGUGAAGGUGCCUGUAGGGGCCACAUAGAUAAGCCUAGUAAUAAAUCGUCAUUGCAACAAAAUAGCCGAGGGAAAGUUCAAAAAGAAUCGAUAGUGAAAUUACAAGAUGAGUUUCAACUAGAUAACAGAAAAAUGGAGACAAGUCCAAAGCUUCAGGAUGAUCAGGGAUUAGAUCUGACACGAAUGUCUGCAUGGUCAAGGAAGAAUACGGAUCAUGAGAAAGAUAUGAAUUUUAUGCAUCUGCACCCACCACCACCCCCUCCUCCGUGUCUUCCAGUUGACAAGGUCAUAGUAAAUCCAGUUGUGCCUGCAGAAGUAUACACAAGGAGUUCUUCAACUAAGAUUCUGAAAUCCUCAAGUUCUAUAAGCGUUUUCACCAUUGCCACUCUUCAGCAGUUCACGGAUAGUUUUUCAGAAGAAAAUUUUGUUGGAGAGGGCACACUUGGCAGCGUUUACAAGGCUGUGCUUCCUGAUGGACAGCUACUGGCUGUCAAGAAAAUGAAUAACAUGGCUACCAGGCAACAGACAGAUGAGGAAUUCGUUGACCUAGUUUCUACUAUCUCUAGAAUUCGACAUGCAAACAUUGUGGAACUUGUGGGUUACUGUAAUGAGCAUGGCCAACGGCUACUUGUUUAUGAGUAUUACGAAAUGGGGACACUUCAUGAUGCACUGCAUUUUGAUGAGAAGAUCCAUAAAAAACUGUCAUGGGAUGCACGCAUUAGGCUGGCUCUAGGAGCAGCUAGAGCACUACAAUAUCUGCAUGAAGUCUGUCAGCCCCCCAUUGUACAUCGAAAUUUCAAAUCAAGCAAUAUCCUACUUGAUGAAAAGCUUGCGGCAUGUGUCUCAGACUGUGGGUUGGCCACUCUACAAUCAUCUGGCUCUGCAAGUCGGUUAUCAGGACGUCUCCUCAGUGCUUAUGGCUAUGGCGCACCGGAGUUUGAGUUGGGGACUUAUACUUGCAAGAGUGAUGUGUAUAGCUUUGGAGUUGUGAUGCUAGAACUCCUGACUGGGAGGAAAUCUUAUGACAGGUCUCGUAGUCGAGGAGAGCAGUCUCUGGUUAGAUGGGCAAUUCCUCGGCUUCAUGACAUAGAUUCACUCUCUGGGAUGGUUGAUCCUUCUUUAAACGGAGCAUAUCCUGUCAAGUCUUUAUCUCGUUUUGCUGAUAUAAUAUCCAGAUGUGUGCAGUGGGAGCCAGAAUUUAGACCAGCAAUGUCUGAAGUCGUCCAGGAUCUUUUGCAUAUGAUAUGAUAAAGAGGAGAAUCUGAAGAUCAACUGAACUCUAAGAUUUUGGCCAGGUAGGUAAUAGUCAUUGGAGAAACAGUAUUUAUAAUGUAAAACAGGAUCUGUUAUUUAUACUUGAAGACUUGUUAGGAUGGAAAUUUUAGAGGUAAAAAUUUUCUUUUCUUAUAGUGCUAUACUUACAGUUCAUUGUUCUUUAUAUUCUUUGGAGAUGUCUUGAUACAAUUAUUAUGUUUAUUUUGUGUGAAUAUGGCUUGUGUAAUUAUUCAUUUGUUGA